AUGUACAUAACCAAUAAAUUAUUAAAAUAUUUUGACGUAUUAGAAAAAUUUCCCCAUAAAAAUAUAUAUGACAUUGAUGAUGUUGACGGAAGACUAACUGGUGGUGCGGAUAGUCGUGCUAAUAAUGGGCUCCAUGAAGGAAAUCCCAAUACUGUCAAUUCUGAUCAACUUUGUAUAACUAUCAUGGAAUCAGGCGGAAAUCCGGAAUCAAAUCGAAAUAAUCAUCAACAAAUACCAGAACAUGAAGAAGUGGAUGGAAUUCUAAAAAAUGCUAUUCAAAAUAUUCAAGAAGCUUCAAACAGUUUAAUGACUUUAACAGAAACUCAUGAACAUGAAUUAAAGACAUUAUUUGCAACAAUUCUUGCAAAGCUUCAACGAUUCAUUAAUGUUAUUCAAGAACGACUUAGAAUCACGAAAAAUGUAUUGAAUAGUCUACAACUUAAACUUGCUGUAAAGUUUAUGGAAUUACAAACAAAGAAUUAUGAAUUAAUUCAGAUAAGAAAUGAAUUAGCUCAAUGUCGAGAAGAGGCAUUAAAAUUCACAAUCAAUGAACCACAGUUACCUACUCAAAUAUCAACAGCAUCAACUCGAACACUACAAACAAUCAAUGGACCAAUAGCACAUGCUUCCAAGGAAACAAUUGUGCAAACAAGUUCACCUCAAAAGAUGACGAUAUUUACAGUAUCUUCAUCUUAUCAAAGGAAAGGAAAUGAAUCCUCACCUGAACAAACAGCAACAUCACAUUCAGUGAUAGUUACAGUAGAACCUCCAACUGAAAUGCCUACUAAUCAAAAUAAUGACUUUCCUCAACAAGUGUCUAUACAGUCUAUCACUAAUCCAUCAACAACAUCUAAUAUCAAUGCUAUAAAACAUUCAGCACAUAAUCUCAGUCCUCAAUUGCUUCCAGAAACUAAUUCUGCAUCUCCUUUACAAAACGUUGUUAGUCAAUCGGCUAAUAGUCAAUCAGAAAUUCCUGAAACAUUAUCUGCGACAGAAAAUGUACAUGUAAGAAUACCUGUAACUUCAUCAACUAGUCAAAGUCGUCAAGGCAUAAUCCCUGAAAUUCGUUCUGCAAACCACCAAACGAAUAGUGCUCGAACAAUUGUGAAUCAAGAACGUCCUUCAACUUCAAACAACCUUGUAACAACAAUUCAAGAUACUAAUACUGUAGUUCAAUCUCAACGAUCUCCAGUUGUUAUAGAAAAACCAUCAUCAUAUCGACCAAGUGGUUCAUGUAUGGAGAGUUUGAAGCCAACUAUUCCUGAAGCUAAACUUGCAUCCUCUUCAGGUGUAAAACAACCAUCUCAACAAAAAGAAAUAAAAAAAGAUGAGAGAGAAGCUCAAUUAUUGGCAAAAAUAGAAGAGAUGUGUCGAGAGAAUGAACAAUUAAAAAAAGAUAAGUUGGAAUAUGAACAAGCAGUUCAGAAAGCUUUAUAUAAAGGAUUAUCUUCACUCAAUUCUGAAGCAAUAAAGAUUUUACCCAAUUUACCACUGAUCUGCUAUCAACCUUGUUAUAUGCCAUGCCCUUAUUUACCAUCCUCUGCUAGUAGCAUGUUCUCAGAAAUGAUGGAUGGCAAUAAAUAUGUUCAAGCAAAAAGUAAUAUAUCAUCCAAAGGAAAAACUCAAUUAAGAAAACAAAAAAAAUAUUUUGAAUCUUAUAGACCUACUCAAAUGUGUUCUCAAAGUAAUAUGAUUUUUAUUUUGCCAAAAAAAACUUUAGAUAACGCAUACAUAACUGUACCGCAAUUUCAUAUUAAUGAAAACAAUGUUAAGACUAGAAAAACCGUAUGUUAUGGUGGAAGUUGUAACAAAGAAGCUUUUAAAGUUCAUAAACAUUUUGAUGCUAUUAUUGGUAAUGAACUUUGCAAAGGAAAUUUUCAAGAAUACACAGAAGCUAUUGGCUGCUCCAAUAUCGUAAAUUCUUCUAGAAUGAAUAAACCCCAGAAAUUGAGACACUGUACUGGAUUUGCUAAAUCAAAACGAUUUAUUAACAAUUGAAAGGUAAA
Molecule: messenger RNA, 2006 nt
Organism: Chelonus insularis
Lineage: Eukaryota; Metazoa; Arthropoda; Insecta; Hymenoptera; Braconidae
Exons: 9
Coding region: 1-1998 (665 amino acids)
Source: RefSeq, a predicted model, not a curated record